This is a messenger RNA of Cyprinodon variegatus (sheepshead minnow), 6159 nucleotides long. RefSeq names its product ubiquitin protein ligase E3C (gene ube3c). The coding region runs from base 183 to 3425 and encodes 1080 amino acids. The transcript is spliced from 24 exons. Gene Ontology annotation, molecular function: ubiquitin protein ligase activity. NCBI's taxonomy places the organism in Eukaryota, Metazoa, Chordata, Actinopteri, Cyprinodontiformes, Cyprinodontidae. Gene Ontology annotation, biological process: ubiquitin-dependent protein catabolic process; protein polyubiquitination. The record is from RefSeq and is a predicted model, not a curated record.
UGGGAUUUGAAGGAACCGGAAGUAGUUAACCGCUUCUGUGUUGUGAUGAUUUCCAGAGUGGAGGAAAAUAAUACUUGACAAUUGGAUUACUCAGUCUCAGUCUUUUUGUUUCAACCGAUAUUUUUGAGAAGUCAAAGAAAUUCAUCAGAAGGUCUGAAUCAAUCAAUGGGAAAAAUCUGAAAAUGUUCAGCUUUGAGGGAGAUUUCAAAACAAGGCCCAAAGUGUCAUUGGGAGGAGCGAGUAAAAAGGAAGAAAAAGCGUCUCUGUUGCAUCGCACACAAGAAGAAAGACGGAAAAGAGAGGAAGAGAGAAAAAGGCUGAAAAAUGCCAUCAUCAUUCAGUCCUACAUACGUGGAUACCAAGACUUAAAGCAGCAGUAUGCCCUUCAAAGAGCUAAGUUUGAUGAGUCUGUCAGCCAGUCACAGGCAGGUGGAACGCAGCACAUCAUGGAUGGUCCUUCUCUGUGCCUCCUGUCCAGACAACUAAUAUUUUUCUACAGACAGAGUGUGGAUGCACAUAGAUUGAUUUGGUUAUGCCAGAACCUUGUGAAACACAACAAUCCGUUCGUGAAGCUUUUAAAUAGCCCCCAGAAACAAACGUGUGUAUUUCAAAUCAAAAGGAUUCUGGGUUUUUGCUGUAGACUUCUGUUAAACUGCCCAGAUGACAGUUUAAAUGUUGCUGUUCCUAUGCGGAUGUUGGACAUCUUUUCUUCAGAGAGAACAUAUCUUCACGUUAUUCCAGAUGCUAACAAUGUAGCUUCAUUACUCGAGCAGAUUUUGCACUAUAUGGUACAGAAAGGAUACUAUAAAUCGCUGUAUAGUCUUGUAAAUCACCGGCUGCCUCCCAGUUUGGAGUACAGCGAUGCUCCCUCUAUCCCUCUGGCAAGCACACUGUUGGAGCACAUUCUCAAACCUUUGCACUUUACUUACUCCUCCUGCACAACAGGCGCAAGGCAGUUUGUAUUUGCAGCAUUUACUGAGGAGUUCAUCUCUGCACCAUUCACCGAGCAGAUUUUUCACUUUUUCAUUCCGGCACUCUCUGACCGCCGCCUGUUGUUUCCGUUCGAGGCCUUCCUGAGCUCCCUGCAGGUCACAAUCCACUCUUUCUCAGCAGCACAAAGCAAGGCUCCCUGGCUCUUCUACUUUGUCCUCUGUGCAGGAGAGAAUUGUUUAAACUCACUGUCAGAGGAGGGACACCUGCUCUACCUUCAGGCUCUGCAGGCCCUGCUGCCGCUGCUACCGGUGUCAGAAAGCACCAGCCGGCCAGAACUGACCAGUGAUUCGGAGGAUGAUGACGAGGAUAUGCAUCCUAUCCCCAUGCAGGACAACAGCCGGAUUUCUGUGCAGCUGAUAACGGAGGAAUGCGUCCACAAGCUGGACACGAAGCGGCAAACCAACGCGCUGCUGAACCUGGUUUGGGGGGAUACAGUCCGCGAGGAAGUCUUCACCAUGAUGGCAUCCAUUUGUCACACACUCAUGGUGCAACAUCGUCUAAUGGUUCCUAAAGUUAGACUCCUGUACAGCUUAGCUUUCAAUACUCGGUUCCUGAGGCAUCUCUGGCACCUGAUAACCUCCAUGACAACUAAAAUGAUCACUGGCUCCAUGGUGCCACUGCUCCAGCUGAUCUCCCGAGGUUCUCCCAUGUCAUUUGAAGAUUCAAACCGAAUCAUCCCACUCUUUUACCUCUUCAGCUCUCUCUUCAGUCACUCUCUUAUUUCUGUCCAUGACAGUGAAUUCUUCGGGCAUGAAAUUGAAGGUCCGAUGCAGUCCUCUAUGAUGCCCUUCACUCUGGCCGAACUGGUGACUUUGUCCCGUUGUCUGAGAGAUGCGUGUCUGGGAAUCAUCAAGCUUGCCUACCCUGAAACUAAAGCAGAGCACAGGGAGGAGUACAUGGCUGCCUUCCGCAGCGUGGGCGUGAAGACCAACGCUGAGGUCCAGCAGCGCAUCCAGGCUGAGCAGAAACGCUGGGUGCAGCUCUUCAAGGUCAUCACUAACUUGGUGAAGAUGCUGAAAGCUCGCGACAUCCGGCGGCCUUUCUGUCCGGCAGGUCACUGGCUGUCUCAGGAGGUCAACAUCCGAGCCGAUAAGGUCACCCAGCUGUAUGUCCCAUCAGCGAGACACGUGUGGAGAACACGACGGAUGGGGCGCAUUGGGCCUCUUCAGUCUACACUGGAUGUUGGUUUGGAGCCUCCACAGCUCUCUGUGUCUGAAGAGAGACACCUGGCCAUCCUUACAGAGCUCCCGUUUGUUGUUCCGUUUGAGGAGCGAGUCAAGAUCUUCCAGCGGUUGAUCUCGGUGGACAAACGGGACGUGCAGGGGGAUGGGCCGUUCCCUGAUGGCAUCAAUGUAACCAUUAGACGCAACUACAUCUACGAAGACGCCUACGAUAAACUAUCCCCAGAAAACGAACCAGACCUUAAGAAGAGGAUUCGAGUCCACCUUCUCAACGCUCAUGGUCUGGAUGAAGCCGGCAUUGACGGAGGCGGCAUCUUUCGCGAGUUCCUCAACGAGCUCCUGAAAUCAGGCUUUAAUCCAAACCAAGGUUUCUUCAAGACUACCAAUGAGGGCUUGUUGUUUCCCAACCCUGCUGCAGAGAUGCUGGUGGGCGACUCCUUCACGAGACACUACUACUUCCUGGGCAGGAUCCUUGGAAAGGCUCUCUAUGAGAACAUGCUGGUGGAGCUCCCUUUUGCUAGUUUCUUCCUAUCCAAACUUCUGGGAACCAGCGCAGAUGUCGACAUCCACCACCUGGCCUCUUUAGACCCCGAGAUGUAUCGCAACCUUCUGUUCCUCAAGAGCUAUGAGGGUGAUGUGGAAGAGCUGGGUCUCAACUUCACCGUGGUCAACAACGAUCUGGGAGAAGCUCAGGUGGUUGAACUGAAGCUGGGAGGAAAAGAUAUCCCAGUGACAACAGCCAACCGGAUAGCUUACAUCCAUUUAGUGGCUGACUACAGGCUCAACAAGCAGAUCAGGCCUCACUGCCUGGCCUUCAGACAGGGUCUGGCUAAUGUGGUCAACCUUGAAUGGCUGCGUAUGUUUGAUCAGCAGGAAAUUCAGGUGCUGAUAUCUGGAGCGCUUGUUCCGAUUUGUCUCGAUGACUUAAAAAACUUCACAAACUAUUCAGGUGGAUAUUCUGCUACUCAUCCAGUUAUCCAGAUCUUCUGGGAAGUGGUUGAAGGAUUUACAGAUGAAGAAAAGCGCAAACUGUUAAAGUUUGUCACUAGUUGCUCCAGACCUCCGCUGCUGGGCUUUAAGGAGCUUUAUCCAGCCUUCUGCAUUCACAACGGUGGAAACGACCUGGAGCGCUUGCCUACAGCCAGCACCUGCAUGAACCUGCUCAAGCUCCCCGAGUUCUGCGACCAGCACCUGAUGAGGAGCAAGCUGCUAUACGCCAUCGAGUCGAGCGCAGGAUUCGAGCUGAGCUGAGUCGAGCCGCAGCCUAGCCUUCUCUGCCUGCAGAGACGGACCCGAUGCCACCUAGGUGGCUUUGGAUUAAUAGGAAAACGAUGCACUGACUUAUUAUGCGUUUCUAUGAGUGAGUGUGCGUGCCAAGGAAAAGAACAAAAAGAGGGGAAGCAUAGAGGAAACUUUUUAUUUUUAAGCCCCUGUUUUUAAGACAUUUUUAACCAAUGUUUGAGAACCAUACAGGAAAACAGUGUUGCAUCAAGAGAGCUUAAACAAUGCCAUCCCCACCCCCUCUUAAAAAUAGUGUAUGGAAAAGGCAUUAUGACAGAAAGGGGGUAUUCUAAAGCCACCUUGUGGUGCACUAAGGGCUGCAGACGGGGAGCAGCUAUGCCUAGUGCUAACAAAUGUUUUCAUGUAGAGGUUUGAAAUUCCUGUUUGUGUUUUUUCCAAGCUUACAGUGCCUUGCAAAAGUAGUUGUACCCCUUAAACUUUUCAAUUUCAUUACAACUAACUUUACUGUAUUUUAGACCAACACUAAGUAUUGAAUAAAAUUAAAUCUGAGUAUUACAAUAAUGAGAGUUAAAGAUAAUAACAAUGUGUGCCACAGCUUUCAGAGUAUAAUUUGUAUAGAAAAAUAUAUAUGUUCUGAAAUGUACUUGGUCAGGCAGUAUCACAGAAACUCAAUAAAUAAUGGAUGGCGGUAUAAAAUAUUUGCAAGGCGCUGUAACUUGUAAUUAAUUUUGCCUAAAAAAAACAUUUGGAAGUGUGCACACGGAGAUCUAGGAGAAGACUGAUUUUGUUGGCGUAAGGUAGAGGAAAGCAAUAUAUAAUCACAGUUUUGUGAAUAUGUAUAUGUUUUAAACAGCUCUUGUAUGAUCCAUGUAUGUGUUAUUUGUAUAGGUUGGUUUCUGUUCCCAUAUGUACCUGCUUGGAUGAGCUAUAUUUUCACCUGAUCAGCACAUGAAGGUUUGUGUCCUUCUGAUGACCCGUGUACCAACUGGGUGAAGAGACGGAAUACGGAUAUAAAUAAAUCCGCUUUUCUUUUUGCAUUUUCCAUCCAUUAGCCUUCUAGUUUUUCUUGUUACUUGUAAUUUACAGUAAUGACCAAGACAUAAAACGGUGCUUUGUGGGGAAAUUUCCUCUCCGAGUUUUACGGCCUCUGACAUAUAAUUAAAGAAACAUCCAGUUAAGAAACACUGAGCAGAACUGUUCUGGCCUUGAGAUGCAUUAUCGGGCUGAGCACAAAUUAAGAUUGUGUGGGUAUAUCAUAAAUCUUACUGCCCUCGACGCAGCACGGCCCGGGAAGACAUCCAUCCCAUUUUGGACCAUGUCCAUCCGUCCAUCCUAUCCUCUUUCUCACUCUCCACUCAGCAUGUAAUGACCAGCAUCUCCUCUAGUGUCGGUGGUGGAAAUUCGUUCUUAAACUGCGCCAGAGAACUCUGUAGUAAUUGGGUCUUAAAAACAGGGCUUGUCGUUGAAAUGAGAGAUUCAUCUCAAUUACUGUAAGAUUUAUAUUUGGUCUAUUACUUUGUGAUGGAUUGUAACCAACAACCUUAAUGUAGGGUAUUAUGAAUCAUCUCCAGUUAUAUAUAUACUUUUUUAGGGCUCUGUUGAGCCUUUUAUAUUUGCUGAUCUGACUUCAAAGAAAGUGGGAACAUCGGUAAGGAGGUAAAUUGAAUUUUUUAGUUGCUUAUAAGAAAAGUUAAGGCACAUUUAUUAUUUUUACCACAUUCAUACACCGGGUAAUUUCAAGUGGCUAAAAAAACAAACAAGAACAACUGCUUGCAAUGUAAAAGAUAUCACCUAAAAGCUUAAAAGUUGAUAAAUUUAAGCUAAUAACACGCCAAAACAUUUUAGAAAUGAUAAAACAAUCAUUAGAUUAUGGAUAAACUUUCAGUCAUUUAAAAGAGGCAACAAAGUUUUUUUUUUCUUACAUUCAUCAGGUUUAGAUGCAGUUCUAUAUGUAGCCUAAUUUCCCUUUCAGGGCAAUAAAGUUUUUCUUUUAAUUGAUUAAAACAUAUUUCAGUGUUUUUAAGGGAAGUGGCUGCAGUGGCUGUAGAUGGAAGUGUUUUCUUCUUAUAAUAUACUGUCACCUAGUGGUUGCUGUUGGUAAAUGAAAACAGUAUUUCCAGUCUGUUUUGUUCUGCUAUCAGUAAAAAAAAAGAUCUUGCAAAUUCAGGUGCCUUUUUCUUCAAGUGCUUUCAUAACAAGUAAUGAAAAUGAGUAAACCGGUUUCAAAAGGUUAUUUUGAUGUGUUGUCUGCUUUGAUGGGUUCUAAAGCUGGCAUUAUCUGUCUUUUUUAUGUUAAAUAGAAGUUCAACAUUGAAUUUGUUAUUUAGUUCAUAAUGAGAAGCUACUUUUGUCUCCCUGUAUCUCUGUGCACCACAGUCUGAUAAAAACAUAAAGGUGUGUACUAUUAUCAGUUAGACACAGCUUAUGGGAGAUUGAUGCAUAUUGACCUGUGAAUGGUGUGUAUUGCUGACAUUCCUUUGGCACUUUCUACAUCCUGACUGACCAAAGGGUUCUUUAUUAGUAACAGCUGUGCAUAGUUUUUAUUGGAUACUCUGUAGCUAACCAGCUUUUCCACUGGAUCUAACUGACCUUUAUUUCUCUCUUAAAAUCAAUGCAUGAUUUUCAGAAUUUGUUUGGCUUGCAGCUGGAAAAUCCUGCACUUUUUUAAAAUAAUGGGUUUAGCUCAAUGUUUAUAAUCUAAACAAAUCAAAGAUCAUGUAACUAUGAAUUUACCUUAUUGUGU